CUGGACACACAGACACAGACAGACAGGAUGGACUUCCUCCGGCUACACCUCCCUGGGCUGCACCAGGCCUUGAGGGGGGCACUGGAUUCCCUCGGCACCUUUGUCUCCUACCUCUUGGGAGAUGCAGUCCCCACUGUAGAGCGGGAGGCACAGGCGGCUGAGGAACUGGGGGCGGUGGCCGUGGGAAGGACAGGGAAGAUUGUAGAGGAGGAAGCCCAGGAGGCCCUGGAGGGCCUUAGAGGCAGCCAAAACGAGGGGGCUGGAGGGCUGAGAGGGCCUGGAGAGGACAGAAGACGUGAAGCGGGGAGCUCAGCUGUGGAACAGACCUGGAGCUGGGGAGAUGGCAGCUCCCAUGGGUCCCAAGCAGAGAGGCAGGACAGUGGGGCUGGUGAGACAGCCAAGGCUGCCAGGUGCCAGGAGCCAAGUGCCCCCUUGGAGGCCAGAAAGAAAUCCAAGGCAGGGUCUGGGGCUUGCCAAGAGAGGAGCGGCCAAGCCCAGGAGAGGCAGGAGCCCGAUGAGCAGGAAGUGAACAGAGAGGAGAGGCUGAGAAUCUGGGAACAGGAGGAGGAGGAGGAAGAGGUCAGGGCAAGAGAGCCAGGGAUGGCCAGAGGGGCGGAGUCAGAGUGGACCUGGCACAGGGAGCCAGAGGGGAAGGCUGGUGCUGGCGGGCCAAAGGCGGCGGGGGACAACCGGGAGACGGAGCAGGGGGUCAGGAAGGCAGAUGCAGGGGAAACUGAGGAGCCUGGGGCCGAAGGGGCUGGGAAAGGAGAAGAGGUGGUGGUGGUGGAGAAGGCCUGUGAAAGCACUAGGGCAUGGGGGACGUGGGGCCCAGGGGCAGAGCCUGAGGACUGGGGAAUCUUAGGCAGAGAGGAGGCCAGAACAACCCCAGGCAUUGAAGAGGCGAGGACAAUUUUAGAUGGGGAGGAAGCCAGGACAAUCUCAGGUGAGGAGGAGGCCGAGACAGCCUCAGGCGGGGAGGAGGCUGGGACAGCCCCGGCCAGGGAGGAGGAGGCCGGGACAGCCUCAGGCGGGGAGGAGGCCUGGACAACCUCAGGCAAAGAGGAGGCUGACCUCCCGGGAGUCAGACAGACAGAAUAUGGAGCAGUCCCAGGAGAAAGGCUCCUAGAGGCUACUGGAAAAGUCUGGGUCCUAGAGGAGGAGGGGGAUGAGGAGAGAGAGGCUGAGGUGAGCCCUUUCCCCAAACAGGCCCAGGUCCUGGGCACUGAGAGAACAGAAGAGGCUGCUGAGAGCCAGACAGCAGGGAGGGAGGCUGUGGGAGGCCAGGAGGCAGGGGAGAGCUUUGAGGGUCAGGCGGACCUGUGUGGGAAGGAGGCUGAGAUGAGAUGGGACUUGGAGAUCAGGGCCGACUGGGCCAGGCUGGAGGAGCUGGUACAGGCAGAGGAGGCCCAGGAGGAGAGAGGGAGUGGCAGGGAUCUAGCGGCUGAGCUCCGCUCAGAUGGGGAGGCUGAAGGCGCUGCUGACUUGGAGGUAACUCCAGAGGCCAGGCCCGAGGAGGAGCUCACAGGGGAGGAGAGCGAGGCGGCCCAGACUAGCUACGGCCCACUGGGGGUGAAAUGGGGUGGCCUCACACACAGGGUCACCAAAGGCCAGGGACCUGAGCUGAUAGGAGGUGCCCAGACCCCAAGUAAGCAACCCGAGGAAAGAGAGGCAGGUGAGGUGGAGCUCCAGGAAGUUCUGGCCCGGAGCAAAGAGGAGCAGGAGAGGAGCCUAGAGGCAGGUCCCAGGCACGCGGAGUCUGUAAAGCCCGAGGCCUCCGAGGCCUUCCCAGGAGCCUGGGAAAACCGCACGAGAAGGGACAUGGAGAGAGGAAAUACCCAGGAGGAUGCGGCUGAUGGCGAGCAGUGGGAGGAGGAGGUUGCGGGAGGCCAGACCCUGGUGGCUGAGGCCGAAGGAGACCAAGAGUCUGAACUAUCAGAAGUCCCAGAGGCAGGCGGGGAGGGGCUGACAACCCAGGACACGGGAUGUGGAAUUGAGAAGGGAGAGGCAUCUGUCUCAGAGAACCAGGAUCUGGAUGGAAGCACAGGAGCAGACGCAGGGCCUGGCCUGUCACUGGGAGAGGCCUAUGCCAGAGAAACCAAGGAUGGGGAGGCGGAGGCUGACAGAACACCCAGGAGAGGCUGGAGGCUGCAGGCGGUGGCUGUGGACCUCCAGGACCGUGAGGACGCACAGACUGGCACUGUGGCUGCUGAGGUUAUGGGGGGUGAGGUGGACCCAGACGUCAGCGCUGCUGGUGCUGGUGAAGCUUUGGAAGGGGCGCUUGGGCAAGGCUGGGACUUGAAAGAAAGGGAAGAGACAGCAGCAGGAGAGCAUGCAGGUGGGCAGGAAUUUGGCCUGGAGGGCUCAGCAGAGGAAGAGGUGGCAGGCAGAGGUGGCCAAGCAGAGGCUUUUGAGGCCAGGGAGGGAGGACCUGGGGGAGGACGGGUAGAGGCAGAGGAAUCUGCAGGUGCAGAGGACAGCUGUGGGCUGGAUCACGUGGGCUCCCAGACAGCGAGGGCAGACGGGAUGGGAGCCACGGUGGAGGCUGCAGGGCUUCUAGAAGAGUGGAUGCUGUUGGAAGAAAAGGCUGUGGGAUGGCAGGAGAGAGAACAGAGGGAAGACAGUGAGGGGCGGCGUGGGGACCACCACCCUGAGGGAGAGGCACCAAGGCUCCUUGAUGCAGAGGGUCUCAUGGUGACCGGGGGCUGGAGGGCAGAGGCCAAGGAGACUGAGCCAGAAAGCCUGGAAGACGUCAGGGGCCAGGAGGAGUGGCCAACACACCAGGCCCCUGCAGAAGCUGCGCCAGGGUCAGUCGGGGAAGCCGAGACGGCUGAGGCCACAGGCAGUGCCAGAGGAGGUGCUGCCAGCAGCUGGAGUGAGGCCCCGCUCCCUGGGUCCCUCCUAGACGUCUCUGUCCCAAGGAGCCGCGUGCAGCUCUCGAGAAGCUCCUCACAACGUCGCUCCCGGCCCUCUUUUCGUCGGACUCCAGCCCUGGAGCAGCAGGAGGAGCCCCCAGCCCCCAAUCCUCCUGAGGAGGAACUGUCGGCCCCUGAGCAGAGACCCCUCCAGCCGGAGGAACCCCCAGAGCCAAGCCCUCUGAGGCAUGAUGGGACCCCGGUGCCAGCCAGGAGAAGGCCCCUGGGACAUGGGUUUGACCUCAUGCACCCCGGCAUGAUGCAGGAGCUGCAAGCCCGUCUGGGCCGGCCUAAGCCCCAGUGACUGAAACCCGGCGCUCUGGGAGCCAGGCCCUGAGUGGGGGCCACUCAGGGCUUCGACGCCACUGAGCCCUGCUCCCUCUGCCACCGUGGACACAUCCUCUCCACCCUCUGGGCCUCAGCGUCUUGAUGUAUCAUUCAUGCAGCAGGCAAAACCAGACGUCUGGGAAGACCUUGACUUAAGGAGUCUGAUUCUCCAACACAGGCUGGUGGACCACCUACUCCACUGAGACCACGUCUCAGGGUGCCUGCCCUGGUUCCUCUCCAGACUGAGUCAGCUAUCUGGACUGCAUGGAGGCUGGGCACGGGGGCUCAUGCCUGUCACUCCAGAGCUUUGGGAGGCCAAGGUGGGAGGAGCGCUUGAGACCAGGAGUUCGAGACCAGCCUGGGCAACAUAGCAAGACCCCCAUCUUUUAAAAGCAAAAUAAAAAAAAUAAAGACUGCAAGGAAGGCUGAGAGGGAACAGCGA
Messenger RNA from Mandrillus leucophaeus (drill), 3681 nucleotides. It is a transcript of the gene APOBR, whose product is annotated as apolipoprotein B receptor. NCBI's taxonomy places the organism in Eukaryota, Metazoa, Chordata, Mammalia, Primates, Cercopithecidae. Gene Ontology annotation, cellular component: membrane. Gene Ontology annotation, biological process: lipid transport; triglyceride metabolic process. The coding region runs from base 28 to 3216 and encodes 1062 amino acids. The record is from RefSeq and is a predicted model, not a curated record. The transcript is spliced from 4 exons. Gene Ontology annotation, molecular function: very-low-density lipoprotein particle receptor activity.